Messenger RNA from Oryzias latipes (Japanese medaka), 1552 nucleotides. RefSeq lists its product as uncharacterized. Lineage: Eukaryota; Metazoa; Chordata; Actinopteri; Beloniformes; Adrianichthyidae. The record is from RefSeq and is a predicted model, not a curated record.
UAGCAACAAGAAAUGAAGCCGACUCCCAGUAAGUUUGAGCAAGUGAGCUGAGAAGAUUUUUUUUGAAUCACACCGACCUGAAGAUCCUAAGCAGGAGUCAUGCAUCGUGGGCCUAUCUGCAUUAGGACUAUUCGGCCUAAUUGCCCACCUGUGUUGCUGCAGAGGUUGGGAGAUCAGAGUACCCUGGUGCACGCUGUACUUGUUCCCUUUAAGAAUGGGCUCUCUUCCUUCAACCACCUGUCUGACAUGCUUCUCGGUGUGGAUGCAAAGAUCAUCCUCCCUGUGUCCCAGACCUUUGACAACAUUAGGCAAGAAAUUCUGAAAAUGAACAUGCACUUGGAACAGUCAGAGCAGAUAGCUAGUAAAGAACUUCAGAGACUUGAUAAGGAGACUGAGCAUCUCACUGCAGAGCAAGGGAAUUUGGAGAGUCAGAAAAAGCAGAAAGAAAGUGAGUUAGCAAAUUUGAACAUCCAAUUGGAGGGCUACAGGUCCAAUUUAACAAAUUACAGGAAAGCUCUGGAAACUGAGAGAAGAAACCUUCAGUCUGCACAAAGUACCCUGAAUGACAUGAGACGUAAACAAGAUGAAGCCAAAAGAAUGAGGGAUAUUGGGAUUGGCAUGAUGUUCAUUCCAUUUGGGGGUUGGAUUGCUGGGUCAGUCAUGAUUGGUAUUGGCCAAACUGACCUGGACUCAGCCUCUUGGCAAGUGGACAGAGCAAAAACAGAGGUGGAGAGAUGUGAAUCUCAGCUAAGAUUCUACUCAGAACAAGUGUCUCACUAUGAGACAUUAAUCUCCCAAGCCACGAUGGCCAUCCAGAACGCCAACAGCAGAAUUCAGGAGAUUGGGGCCAAAUUGAAGGAUUUGUCUAUAAAGCGGAAAACUGUUGCAGAUUUUCAGAGUAAAACUAGAAAAGCUGUUCAGCAUCUGGGGCUUCUGUGUGGGGUGGGGAGUGUAGCUGAGCUGCAAACCCGAUAUCUCAUCCUGCUAGAGGCUCUGAUGAAGGUGAUGGAGGAGAUGACGUCGGCUCUGAUGCAGAUGGGAGAUGACCUGCUGCAAGCUGAGGGCAUGAAAAACAUCAUGUUGGAAAUGAACACCAACCAGAGGAAACUGCAAGCAACUUUGCAAAAAGAUGAUUCACACGAUAAAUACUACUGAUACAUUGUACUGCCUCUCUACAACGAAGAUGAAAACAGGAGAUUUUUGAUGUGACUUUGUUUGUCUGAGUUUUAUAAAACAAAACUGACUUAGUUUUUCAUUUUUAAGGCUUGACAAAAGGUAAAUAUUUGAGAAAAUGAUUGUCCCAUAAAAAUCAUUGUUUCAGAAACAUCAUUCAAACAAAAAGCCUGAUUAACAAAACUUGUGACAUCAUUUUUUUAAGAACGUUGCUAAGGUUUCUCUUGUGAUUCUUAAAGAUCAAGCUUUCAUACUAAUCCUUCUAAUCCUUGUAGACUACAAUUUUUCCAUUUUUUUACUGCAGUGGUGAUACAAACAUUGUUACCCUACACAUCUUUGUAAGAGUAAAAUAUAUCAUUAAAUAAAUAUUAAUCAACAU